Tachyglossus aculeatus (Australian echidna) is the source of this 836-nucleotide messenger RNA. It is a transcript of the gene RBPMS, whose product is annotated as RNA binding protein, mRNA processing factor. The transcript has 8 exons. Bases 149 to 739 code for a protein of 196 amino acids. Lineage: Eukaryota; Metazoa; Chordata; Mammalia; Monotremata; Tachyglossidae. Gene Ontology annotation, molecular function: mRNA binding. The record is from RefSeq and is a predicted model, not a curated record.
CAGCCCAGCCUCCAGCCUCAGCCCCGCGCCCAAACUCGGCCGGGCCGGGCCGCAGGCGACGCCCAGGCUUCGGGGGAGCCCCGGCGAGCAGGGACCCCCGAGCCCCGCCCCUGGCCGCAGCCCCGUGCCCGGGGGAAGCUCGAGGACCAUGAACAGCAGCAGUAAAGGCGACAAGGAGGACAGUCCGAGCGAGGCCAGUCUCCAGGAGGAAGAGGUCAGGACCCUGUUUGUUAGUGGCCUACCCCUGGACAUCAAGCCCCGGGAGCUGUACCUGCUCUUCAGACCAUUCAAGGGCUAUGAAGGAUCUCUUAUAAAGCUUACAUCCAAACAGCCGGUGGGCUUUGUCAGUUUCGACAGUCGCUCAGAAGCAGAAGCUGCUAAGAAUGCGUUGAAUGGCAUUCGCUUCGACCCUGAAAUUCCACAGACGCUGCGGCUAGAGUUCGCCAAGGCGAACACGAAGAUGGCCAAGAGCAAGCUGGUUGGGACCCCGAACCCCAGCACCCCUCUGCCCAGCCCCAUCCCUCAGUUCAUUGCCAGGGAGUCAUAUGAGCUCUCAGUGCCUGCACUUUACCCCACUAGUCCUGAGGUGUGGGCACCAUUCCCUCUCUACCCAGCGGACUUAGCGCCUGCUCUGCCUCCUCCUGCUUUCACCUACCCUGCCUCACUGCAUGCCCAGAUGCGCUGGCUCGCUCCAUCCGAGGCGGCUUCUCAGGGCUGGAAGUCCCGUCAGUUCUGCUGAAUUCUAUGUACCAGGUGUGUGAUGGUGGCUACGAUCUGUCUUGUGGGAGUUGAUGCCAUCCUCCUCGGUGGCUCCCAGUAUCUCAGGCCGCUCCUCC